This is a messenger RNA of Oreochromis niloticus (Nile tilapia), 5033 nucleotides long. RefSeq names its product armadillo like helical domain containing 4 (gene armh4). Bases 192 to 2012 code for a protein of 606 amino acids. Lineage: Eukaryota; Metazoa; Chordata; Actinopteri; Cichliformes; Cichlidae. The transcript is spliced from 8 exons. The record is from RefSeq and is a predicted model, not a curated record.
AGGCUGACUUUGAGUCAGUGACGCUGAGCUGCACAACAACAAGCCUCUCCAACAUCUUGCCUUCCACAGCGCUGAAUUUGUGUGCGUGUCCGACUCUCGUUUUUCUUCGCGCACUGCGAGAGAAGCUCCGCGUCCUCCGAGCAACGAAACCCGUCAUGAACUCUACAAGCAGGCACUGAGAAGAGCCAGAGAUGCUGAUGCUUGGGAUGCUCCAUCACCUCCUACUGACUGGGACGUGUCUCUGUGUCUACGGAGCCCCGUUCAAUCUCCCACACUUCAGCCCUACGCAGACCGGCUCCUGUGAAGGACUGUGUGCCAGCUCGGUAACAACCACCGGGUCAACACAUGCUACAGAUUUAAAACCUACACCAUCAGAAUCCAGACAUGAGAGUGACCUGACAGUGAAUGUAGGUGGAGGAGGAGGGACUGGCCCACAUGAACAACCCAGGGGGACAGAUGCAGUGACGCAGACAGAAAAUGGGGACAGUCUUGAUGGAAGAUCUAGGCUGAGUGAGGCUGGUGGAGAGGCAUGGAGCCAAAGCGCCGAGAUAGAGAAGAUUGGGAUCACAUCUGAGAUGAGAGACUCUGAAAAACAGUCAGAGUCUGUGGAUUCAGAGAGCAAAAAGGAGGAUGCACCAGUUCACAGUGAGCAUUUAAUUCCAACAGGUGGGACAGAGCAGUCGGACAUGGACACCAGUACCCAAAAAAGGACUCCAAGUAGAUUACUGACCUCCACUUCAGCACCAUCACACCUGCAGACUUCGUACAGCCAAAAGAGUAACCCCGCUGGAGCAUAUGGGACAAAAAGCUUUGAUUCUCACUGGGAUAAAGACACAGAAAGAAGUUUGCCAGAACCUCCAAAUCCCUCUGUUUCCCUCUGGACCCAGACCUCCCACAGUCCCACCCCUCAUGUUUUUACCCAUCAGACCUCCUCACCUUUGGCAAUUUGGGGCCAUGACAGCACAACUAUGUCCUCACUACCAGACCCCUUUUUACCUGAAAUCGGACCAAGCCUGAUACCCAGAGAGGAUGGCCCAGAAAGUCUGUGGACUGAAGCAGCAAGACCUGGUGGAGCGGAAACUGCGCUCCCAAUGCCCCAGGAUGAAUCCACAGAGGCCACAAUGUCAUCGGAGGCUCUCCCUCUCAUCUUUGAGCCUUUUGAAGACAUCACAUCUGAGAGCGCGACGGCGACAGCAGCAGCAGCGGUCACCCAUGUGUCAGGCAGCAGCCGGCCCAGAGGCCUUCCUCGGUCAGAGGCGGGUCUGGACCAGCUGGUCACCAUAGAGAGUGACAGAAACGGUCCAUCACAUGCCUCACCCGUCCUUAUUCCAGACUGGACGUCACCUUGGCAGACAUCUGGCAGCGAGCUCCUAGAGCCAUUCAGUUCCUCUGGUCCAUCUGCUUCUCAGCAGCAAGUCAGAACUGAACCGGACGACCAUUCGGAGAAAGCAAACGUGGUCUCUGCGGGGACACUAAACCUGGAAGACAACGUGUCCUCGGCCGGCCCCUCCCUCUCAUCUUUCCAGCAAGCAAUGACAAUGGUAACCAUGACAACCCAUCAGCCAGCACACAAAUCCACAUCAGAGGAGAUGGACUCUGAGGAGGACCUGGAAGAUGACUUUGAGAACUCUGAGGAAUCGGUGGAAGAAGACAGUGAAGAAGACCAAACAGAAACGUCUAAAACAUCCUCGACGCAGCCUCCAUACAGUCUCAUCCCGCCACCUCCCGUCUGGGUUCAACGCAACCAGGGGCUGAUGCGUAGCUGGGUGGAGCUAAUCAGAGAAAAGGCGGGUUACGUGUCCGGGAUGUUGGCCCCUGUGGGUAUCGGUAUCACAGGGGCCCUGCUAAUUGUUGGCGCCCUCUACAGCAUCAGGAUGAUUCACCGCAAGAGGAGGAACAGCUUUAAACACCAGAGGAGGAAGGUCAGACAGCAGGAGCAACCCCGAGAACCCGGCACCAGCCGUCAGGACCAAGCCAUGCUGCUGGCCGACAGCUCUGAGGAUGAAUUCUAAUGAGAAGCUUUUGGGCCUCUUUUGUUGGUGACCAGUCGCCAUUGCUCCUAAACUGGAUGUUUGGCAAACACCCCCAUCGCUACUGCAUCUCCACUUACCCUGGGGCUGUUUGGGUAUGACUCCUCUGAUCCACUGAAAGGGACUGAGCAUAGGGCAGUAUUUGCAUAGGUGGUGCACAGGUCAACCAGGCACCCACCUCCCUUUCUGAAAUUAUCUGAGCACUUGUCUAAAUGUUGUCAGAUGCUGCUGAGUCUAAGAGUGUGGUAGGAUUGGUGUUUUCCACCUUUUUUGACAACAAAAAUAACUAACUAAAUAAAAAUAAUAAUGCAUUGAGGGAGCGGUAUUCGUAGGAUGGAAGUGUUGCUGGUAAAUUAAAAGGGGAGACGUGAAAGCCAGCAUGUUUUCCGUUAAGUUAAUACAUUGAAUGAAAAGUGACGUGACACAAAUAAUGUAAAUACAUUACAUGUAGUACAUGUAGCUGACUGGGGGUCAGUUGUGUUAGUGUAAAUAAAGUCUUAGCCUAGACUUCAAUAAUUUUGGGAAAAAUGCUAAUUUACAGGAAGCUGGAUUAGAUCACUGGAAGCAUAUCUGUCUGUAAACUGAAACUAACAGCUAGCCUAGCUUGGUCCAACAAUAACAAACAUGUUGGCUAACAUUUCCAAAACUCACUACGAAAUCAAUCUUUAAAAAAAAAAAAUAGAAGAAAUUUAAAGUAUUAGUGACCUCUUAAUUAUAUUCUAACCAUCAGACAGAGUCAGGCAAGCUUCAGGCAAAGCUAAGCUAAAAGCUACUGAGCUAAAAAAGCUACGGGACUGUGCAAAAGUCUUGAAACACCGUGCACUUCUUACUAUUUUGCAAUGAAAUUGGGAAACAGGUAGUGUUUUAUUUAAAGUUGCAAACAGCUUGAACUCUCUUAAGCAGCUUUCUUGUUAUUUCUUUUAAGUUUUCAGGAACAGUUCUCCAGGCUUUUUGAAGGACAUUCAACGCUCUUCUUUGGAUGUUGGCUGCCUUUUGUUCUGUUCAAUAAUGCUGCUUCAGUGUUGACGUCCAGGCUGUGAGAAGCCCAAUCCACAACCGAUAGUAUUACUCUGUCAGGUAUGCUUUUACUGCAUUGCUAAAAAAAAAUUAAGCUGUUCCUCUGACAGUACUUUGGCAUUCCAAUUUUGACAAGAUCGUCAAAACUACUGCCUGAAACGCCUCCUCAAACCAUGACAGAGCCUCCAACGUGGUUAAGUGAUGGUUGGACACUCAUUUUUGUAUCUUUCUUCUGACCUCUGUGGUGUUUAUUGAUGAUUAACCAGAAUCUAAAGAUUUUGAUUCAUCACUUCAUAAGACCUCUUGCCAAUGAUUUUCAGUCCAGUUCUUGCAUACCUCGGUCUUUUCUCCCUUUUUCCCUUCCUUAAGAAUAGCUUCUUGAUAGCAACAGAGAGCACUGAGAUCAUUUUUGACGAGGCUUCAGUGAACAGUAGAUGGACCAACUGUAGGGCCGGUCUUUGCUGGAUUUUUCCUAUUUCUUACGGACAGGACUUUCAAAUACUGUUCAUCUGCUGUAGUUUUACGUCUGCCACUUCUUUUCUCCCAGACUUAUCCAGCUUCCUCAAAUAUUUUAAGGCCACACUGAACACCACACCAAGACAUGCCAGUCAUUUUUGCUAAUAGCUCUUUAGGAAUCACCUUGUUGAUGUAAAAAUACUGUUUCAUAUCUGUCAAACUUAUCUUUGGGAUUCUUCUGAGAAACUAAAGAAAUGGAAACAAAUCAAGUGCCAGGCUGCUAUUAACAAACUGCCUAAAGGUACAAUUUAAAUUGGUUCUUCGCCAAGUUGUCUAUUACACUGGUUCAUCUCUUGAGUUAGGUGCCUUUUUUAUUCUUGAAUGAUUCAUAAGUCAGUAUUACAAAAUGAACAUUCCUCUGAAAAUGGUCAGGUACAAGGACUGGACUGAAAUUGAGUGAAAAAGCAGCCAAUUUCAUGCCAAAGAAAAGCCUGGAGAACUUGUGAAGUUCUACUUCUAAAAAAAAUAAAGUCUGGCUGGCUGCUUGGAAAUAAAUACAAAGAAAUGAAGCGUGGCUUAAGAGCUUUGCACAGUACUAGAAAUCUCUACCAUCUAUAUUAUCUUCACACACACUUGACAGAGUAGUAUUAAACUCUUUUCCAACUCUUCUUCAGGAAGUAAAUAAGCAUUUUCUCCCAAAAUGUCAAACUAUUCCUCAUAGAACCUGUCACAUACGCUUGGUUUAAAGUGUGAAAUUUGUGCAAAUGCAAACGUUUUAUUGAAAGCCAUCUGUUCAUAUUAGUUACUGUGAGAAACAUGUGCAAAAAAACCACCAUCCUAUAAAAGUAUGUAGCAUAAUGCGGUAUGAACUCACUGCCACUUACAACUCCAUUUUUGUCCCCAAGUGCAUGACUGCGCCUCAGUCGAUUCAUACGCUGACUUGCUGCAGAGAUUUCCCAUAAAUUAAGUGUUCCUAUUGGCUGGAAGAGCACAAACACAAGACAAGGAAGCAGAUUCAUAUUUUUCGUGUGUGCUGAUCUGCUGCUGACAACGUGAAGGGUUUUGUUAGACGCUCUCAAACCAGAAUUUCACCUUGCUUGGAUAAAAUGAGCAGAAGUCAGGUUAAGUUUAAAAUCUCGUUUUUGAAAGAUAAGUUCAAGAAACUUCUCUGCUGCAGUCCAGACAGAAAAGAGGCACAAAGUAGUUCUAGGUAUUUGAUGCACAUUUGUUAUACCAAUGUUAAUAAAGUGUCUUUUGUUUAAGAAAAAAAAAACAUUUUCUGUAACUUCAUCAACCAUCUGACAUGCUUAAUGAACAAAUGCCUGUUUAUACGAUAUAAUACUCUUUUAGGGUAUGUGUGAUGUAAAAUGGUAGACCCUUUUUCCCCCUCUUGAUGUGGAUGUGAUCAAAUAAACAGCUCUUUUUGAUGUCUGAUUGUGACUUCUUUUUUUGACACACAGAUACAGCCGCUUCAGACAGCAGACAAGACAACCCAGUUUUACAGCAUUAAAAAAAAAAAGAAAAAAAAAA